Molecule: messenger RNA, 996 nt
Organism: Botrytis deweyae
Lineage: Eukaryota; Fungi; Ascomycota; Leotiomycetes; Helotiales; Sclerotiniaceae
Exons: 5
Coding region: 1-996 (331 amino acids)
Cellular component (GO): cytosol
Molecular function (GO): NAD binding; glyoxylate reductase (NADPH) activity; hydroxypyruvate reductase [NAD(P)H] activity
Source: RefSeq, a predicted model, not a curated record
AUGGAUUUACCUAAAGUGCUGCUCAUAGGAACAAUUUAUUGUGCAUCUUCGGAAUGGAGCAAUUUGUCGGAUAUCGCGGAAUUAAUUCAUCUUAAGGAUGGAGACAGAGAUACUUUCCGCAAUGGUUGCCAUUCCGGGCAUUACGAUCGAGUGGUAGUAAUAAUAAGAUGCGAAGAUGCUUACAAAUACACUGGUCGUUUUGACACCGAUCUUAUUCAAUCUUUGCCGAAAUCGGUCAAAUUCGUUUGUGCUCCUCAGGUUGGGUACGAUCAAAUUGAUAUCGAUACCUGCACUAUCCAAGGCAUCGCCGUUUCAAACUCGCCAGCAAAUAUUGGUAACGCGACGGCCGAUGCUACCAUAUACCUCUUGCUUGGUGCUUUACGCAGAUCGUGGAUUUCUUCUUUGUCAAUCCGAAAUGGCCAAUGGCGUGGACAUGCUGGGUUAGGACAUGAUCCUGAAGGCAAAGUUCUGGGGAUACUCGGCAUGGGCAAUAUUGGUAGUGUAGUAGCCAAACGAGCCGCAGCGUUUGACAUGCAUAUUCAAUAUUACAACCGAAAUCCCCUUCCCGUGGAAAGGACACCUCCGGGCACCAAAUACGUUUCUUUUGAAGAACUUCUCCGGACAAGCGAUGUCAUUUCAGUACACCUUCCACUCUCGGAUGAUACUAAGUAUACGCUCGGCUCAAACGAAUUUGCACAAAUGAAGGACGGAGCCAUUCUGAUCAAUACUUCGCGUGGGCCUAUAAUUGAUGAGCAAGCUUUGGUCGAAGCCCUUGAGUCUGGUAAACUAUACAGCGCUGGUUUGGAUGUUUUUGAGAAUGAGCCUCAAGUACAUCCCAAGCUGCUAGCAAAUGAGAAUGUUGUCCUGACUCCGCAUAUGGCUGCUGGCACUGUCGAAACAGUUCACAAAUCAGAAGCCCUUGCUAUGUCUAAUGUUCGGAACGCACUUCAGCAUGGAACGUUAUUGACGCAAGUUCGUGAACAACGAGCUGAAUAA